Cercopithifilaria johnstoni is the source of this 1038-nucleotide messenger RNA. NCBI's taxonomy places the organism in Eukaryota, Metazoa, Nematoda, Chromadorea, Rhabditida, Onchocercidae. The record is from the annotation of a GenBank genome assembly.
AUGCCAAUAGCAAAAGCAAUACGAAAUGUCCACUCAUUUAUAACCACCGGUCUUCGUCCAUUAAUACCAUUUGGAAUAUUAAUUAUUUAUACGUUAAUUGGCGCAUUUCUGUUUAUGAACGUGGAAGGUCCUAAUGAACGUCGUGAUAUUGAAUUACGUCAACGUGAACAACAUGAAUUAUUUGAGGAAGUGGCAUAUCGGAUACAUACUUUGAAAAGAUUAAGUGCAAUGCGAGCUUAUAAUCAAACGAUGAAAGUUUUGAUAAAAUUAACAAAAAAAUUAGGAAUAAAAUAUCUGACAAUAAAUGAUGCUAAAUGGACAUUUUGGGGAUCAAUUUUUUAUUCAUUUACUGUUUAUACAACUAUUGGAUACGGUAAUAUUUAUCCGGUAACAACACUUGGACGUUUGUUAACAUUAAUUUAUGCAUUCAUUGGUAUACCGUUAGCAUUAUUCUCAUUAAUCGUAUUAGGUGGAUUGUUUGCACGAUUUUGCAAAAUGUUAUGGAUGAUGAUAGCGAAAACAUUAGCUCGAUCAUCCCGAUUAGUCUCGAAAGAUCUUGAAAAACAAAUCGAAGAAAAAAUGACAUCAUCAGAAAUCGUUUUAGACGAAUAUGAGGAAUUGCUCAAAUUUCCGGUAUUCGGUUUAAUUUUGAUAACAAUUGUUUGGGUAUUCAUUUGUGCCGGAUUAUUGCUCAUUUUCGAAAAUGAUUGGUCAUAUGGUACAUCACUUUAUUUUAUAUUAAUAUCAUUUACAACUAUUGGAUUUGGUGAUGUCCUACCAAGUCAAUUGGAUUAUAUUGCGCAUAUUGCCUUUUGCUUAUUAAUUGGCCUUGCAUUAGUUUCGACUGUCAUUAAUGUUAUACAGCAACAAAUUGAAGCGUUAGCUAUGGGAAUGGAUAAAAAUAUCGACAAAGAAUAUCAAAAUGCUUUGGAAAAUAUCGGAUUUGAUGAUGAUCGAUUCGAAUAUCAUGCUGAUGAAAAUAAUGAUAAUAAUGGAAAUAAUGAUAAUACUAAUCAGAAGCUAGCAAAAGGUAAUUAA